GAGAGAGGGAGGAUACAGUGCAAUAUCAUGAGAGGGAGAGAGCAAAACAGAGAGAGUAAUAGAGGAGGCAAGAGCACCUUCAGGCAGAAGGAGGAAUAAGUAAAAAUAGGAAAAUCCUGUCUGUGCUGCUAAAGCUGUUUACAUCCUAGGUUGCUGAAGACAAGGAGGGGCUGUGACUGAAGUGAGAGUGCUGCUCAAGCUGGGUCCAGUUCUAAGGAUGCCCGGGGUGUAAGUGAGGUUCUAUAGCGGUUCCACAGCACCACCAGGCAGGAACCAACGCUGGGAUGCAGAACCUACGACAUGCAGCCACGGAGGCUUUCCAUCGCCUGGGUCUGAAGCAAAGACAGCUGGGAUAUGAGGAGUUGGAUGAGGCAGACCCGUCCUACUCCAAGCCCCAGCCUCACUGGUUCCACACGCUGCAGGUCCGCAGGCUGACUGUCCAGAGAGGACGCAGCAACAGUGACCCUAUGGGGGGAAAGAGUUUCGAUCAGGACUUCCAAUGGAAAACCGGCCUACAGUUUGGCACAGUCAACUCCUACCUGAACCUGGAGAAGAUAGGGGAAGGGACAUACGCUACAGUCUACAAGGGCAUCAGCCGGAUAAACGGGCACCUGGUGGCCUUGAAGGUGAUCCGUAUGAAGACUGAAGAAGGCGUACCAUUCACUGCCAUCCGGGAGGCUUCCCUCCUGAAAGGCCUGAAACACGCCAACAUUGUCCUGCUCCAUGACAUCAUCCACACCAAAGAGGACCUCACAUUUGUCUUUGAGUACGUACAAACAGACUUGGCUGAGUAUAUGACGCAGCACCCAGGGGGCUUGCAUUCCUACAAUGUCAGGAUCUUCAUGUUCCAGCUACUGCGGGGUCUGUCCUACAUCCACGGUCGGAGGAUCCUGCACCGGGACCUCAAACCCCAGAACCUGCUCAUCAGCUACCUGGGGGAGCUCAAACUGGCUGACUUCGGGCUGGCCCGGUCCAAGUCCAUCCCAUGCCAGACCUAUUCGUCUGAGGUGGUGACUCUGUGGUACCGGCCUCCUGAUGUCCUACUGGGUUCCACUGAUUACUCCACUGCUCUGGACAUCUGGGGAGCUGGAUGCAUCUUCAUUGAGAUGCUCCAGGGAACGCCAGCCUUUCCAGGGGUGGCAGACGUCUUUGAGCAGCUGCAGAAAAUAUGGGCUGUCGUAGGGGUCCCGACUGAGGAGACGUGGCCAGGAGUGAACGAGCUGCCCAACUUCAGACCAGAGUGGUUUCAACCGUGUGCGCCCCAGCAAUUCAGGAAUGUUUGGAAAAGACUGUCCCAGUUGCCCUAUAAGACAGAGGACCUAGCCCAGCAGAUUCUGAUCACCAUCCCACGAGACCGCAUCUCGGCCCAGGAUGCACUGCAGCACCCCUAUUUCAACACGCUACCGCCCCCCAUCAUGCAGCUACGAGACACUGUAUCAGUCUUCAAGGUCCCCGGAGUGAGGCUGGAGACCGAGGUGAAGGAUAUCUUCAGUCCCAGUCGAAGGAUCAGACCGUCACAGCUGGUGCCCUUGGCUAAGUGCUGGUGAUAAUGGACCUCUACCCCCCUGGGCUUGACCCCUAACCCCAGGUGCCCCAGCCCUGCUUGCAGGCUAGACCACCAUCUGAUCAAGAUGGAGAGGCAUGAGGCUUCACACACACAACACUUACCUACACCACCAGCAUCCUCCACCAACCUCUGCUCUUGACUCCAUCCAGCAUUCCUCAGAGUUCCCAUGUAAGAAGAUAGGAGAGAAGAGGGGUUGAAUGUUACCUGGUAUAUCACAUAUUAGAUGACGUCAGAAGUACUGUAUGUACUGUAUAUACUCUAUAUCUGAGACCCGAUGUCUGUUGUUGGUGGCAACGGAAAGCUACGCAGUGUCUAAGAGAACUGUCAGGAAGCUCAGAACUCCUUAACAUCUUCCUCCUGCUAAACCACCUCCUCCUGCUUCUUCCUCUUCCUCUUGCUUCCUCCCCUUGCUUCCUCCUCUUGCUUCCUCCUCCUGCUUCCUCCUCCUUCUCCUCAGCUGGUUUACCUCUUUCUCUUGCUUCCUCCUCCUGCUUCCUCCUCCUUCUCCUCAGCUGGUUUACCUCUUUCUCUUGCUUCCUCCUCCUGCUUCCUCCUCCUUCUCCUCAGCUGGUUUACCUCUUCCUCUUGCUUCCUCCUCCUGCUUCCUCCUCCUUCUCCUCAGCUGGUUUACCUCUUCCUCUUGCUUCCUCCUCCUGCUUCCUCCUCCUGCUUCCUCCUCCUUCUCCUCAGCUGGUUUACCUCUUCCUCUUGCUUCCUCCUCCUGCUUCCUCCUCCUGCUUCCUCCUCCUUCUCCUCAGCUGGUUUACCUCUUCCUCUUCCUCUUGCUUCCUCCUCUUGUUUCCUCCUCCUCUUGUUUCCUCCUCCUCUUGCUUCCUCCUCUUGCUUCCUCCUCCUGCUUCCUCCUCCUGCUUCCUCCUCCUCUUCCUCUUGCUUCCUCUUCCUGCUUCCUCCUCCUGCUUCCUCCUCCUUCUCCUCAGCUGGUUUACCUCUUCCUCCUCCUGCUUCCUCCUCCUUCUCCUCAGCUGGUUUACCUCUUCCUCCUCCUGCUUCCUCCUCCUUCUCCUCAGCUGGUUUACCUCUUUCUCUUGCUUCCUCCUCCUGCUUCCUCCUCCUUCUCCUCAGCUGGUUUACCUCUUCCUCUUGCUUCCUCCUCCUGCUUCCUCCUCCUUCUCCUCAGCUGGUUUACCUCUUCCUCUUGCUUCCUCCUCCUGCUUCCUCCUCCUGCUUCCUCCUCCUUCUCCUCAGCUGGUUUACCUCUUCCUCUUGCUUCCUCCUCCUGCUUCCUCCUCCUGCUUCCUCCUCCUUCUCCUCAGCUGGUUUACCUCUUCCUCUUCCUCUUGCUUCCUCCUCUUGUUUCCUCCUCCUCUUGCUUCCUCCUCUUGCUUCCUCCUCCUGCUUCCUCCUCCUGCUUCCUCCUCCUCUUCCUCUUGCUUCCUCUUCCUGCUUCCUCCUCCUGCUUCCUCCUCCUUCUCCUCAGCUGGUUUACCUCUUCCUCCUCCUGCUUCCUCCUCCUUCUCCUCAGCUGGUUUACCUCUUCCUCCUCCUCCUUCUCAGAGCAUCUCCUUGGACUCACUAGGCUCUCUCUGCCUCCUCCUAAAUGUACACUGAGAUUCAAUGAUGACAAUGGGUUAGUUUUGCAGAUGAGUGUUUUAUUUUGUACUGACAAAACAUGCAGAUAUUAUAUACCUCUUAUGUUAAAUCAGGUCCUUGUGGACCAUGAUUGUUUUUUUUUGCACAGCAUGCAGGUGGGUAUCCCUGCAACAGAAUGACUGUGACGGUUGUGUGUACACUGUUGCGUUGUGUGUACAAUGUUGCGUUGUGUGUACACUGUUGCGUUGUGUGUACACUGUAAUUCAUGUUAGCAUUGUACCGUGAAACCUCCUCCUUAACACCCCAUAUAGCGUAUUUUUCAUUCGGCAAUCUUGUGAUCAAUUGUACUAUACCUGGGUGCAGCUUGCUUUUAAAAUGUGUGUUUUCGUGAGAAUGGGUGAAGGAGUGUGUGAGUCAAUAAAUGUUGCAGUCAUGAUA
This is a messenger RNA of Oncorhynchus masou masou (cherry salmon), 3556 nucleotides long. Its product is annotated as cyclin-dependent kinase 15. The record is from RefSeq and is a predicted model, not a curated record. Gene Ontology annotation, biological process: protein phosphorylation. Gene Ontology annotation, molecular function: ATP binding; cyclin-dependent protein serine/threonine kinase activity; cyclin binding. NCBI's taxonomy places the organism in Eukaryota, Metazoa, Chordata, Actinopteri, Salmoniformes, Salmonidae. Bases 285 to 1547 code for a protein of 420 amino acids. Gene Ontology annotation, cellular component: cytoplasm; nucleus; cytosol. The transcript has 13 exons.